ACUCGAGUCUCGUCUGUGCUCAAACACACGUGUGAAGAUGGACGAGGAUAAACUACACUUUCAUGAGAUGGGCUUGGAUGAUCGGCUAUUAAAGGCUCUGGCUGAUUUAGGCUGGUCUGAGCCCACCCUCAUCCAGGAAAAAGCCAUCCCGCUGGCCCUCGAGGGGAAAGAUCUGCUGGCCCGAGCUCGAACCGGAUCAGGAAAAACAGCAGCCUAUGCCAUCCCACUCAUCCAAAGAAUCCUCACGUCCAAACAGACUGUACGUGAGCAGGCCGUCAGAGCUCUAGUCCUGGUCCCGACCAAAGAACUGGGUCAGCAGGUCCAAACCAUGAUCCGACAGCUCACUGCGUACUGCAGCAGAGACGUACGAGCGGCCGACAUCUCUGGGAAGGCGGAUAUAUCGGCACAGAAGCCGAUUUUAAUGGAGAAGCCGGACAUUGUGGUCAGCACCCCGUCUCGUGUUCAGGCCCACAUUAACGCCCAGAACCUGCAGCUUCAGUCUUCAUUAGAGAUGCUGGUGAUUGACGAGGCUGAUCUUCUCUUCUCGUUUGGGUUUGAAGCGGACCUUAAAAGCCUGCUGUGUCACUUACCCAAGAUCUACCAGGCGUUCCUCAUGUCGGCCACACUGAAUGACGACGUCCAGGCACUGAAGGAGCUCGUCCUCCACAAUCCAGUGACGUUGAAGCUCCAGGGAUCUCAGCUGCCCGACAGCUCUCAGCUCCAGCAGUACAGCGUCCGAUGUGAGGAGGAGGACAAGUUCCUGCUCGUCUACACCCUCCUGAAGCUCGGCCUGAUUCGAGGGAAGUCGCUCAUAUUCGUCAGCGACGUGGACCGCUGUUACCGGCUCAAGCUGUUUCUGGAGCAGUUCAGCAUCCCUGCUUGUGUCCUGAACUCUGAAUUGCCCGUUCACUCCAGGUGUCACAUUAUCACUCAGUUUAAUCAAGGCUUCUACAACUACAUAAUCGCUACAGACGAACAGGGACUGGAGAAUCCCACUGGACAGUCUCAGAAAGCACAGGAGAAGGGAAAGAAGAAAAAGAACGCUGGGAAAAAAGGAAAAGACAAGGAGUAUGGCGUUUCCAGAGGAAUCGACUUCCACAACGUGUCUAAUGUGAUCAACUUUGAUUUUCCCACUUCAGUCGAGUCCUACAUCCACCGCGUCGGCAGAACGGCUCGUGCGGAUAAUUCCGGCACCGCGCUGUCCUUCAUAUCACAUACAGAAAUUUCCAUGCUCACGGAGGUUGAAAACGCUCUUACUGGAGACAACACACAUGACAGUGUUUUGAAGCCGUACGGGUUCAAAAUGGAGGAAAUCGAGGGAUUCAGAUACAGAUGUCGGGAUGCCAUGAGAUCGGUGACUAAGCAGGCGGUGAAGGAGGCCAGACUGAAGGAGAUCAAACAAGAGCUGCUCAAUUCAGAGAAACUCAAGAUGUACUUUGAAGACAAUCCCAGAGACCUGCAGCUGCUACGACACGACAAAGACCUUCAUCCCGCCGUCAUCAAACCUCACCUGAAAAACGUGCCUGAUUAUCUGAUCCCAACGACGCUAAAAAGUCUCGUCAAUCCUCUGAAAAGACGAAAGAAAAAGAAGAAUAAAACAGGCGGUGUGAUGCUGAGCAGCUUUAAGAAGAAUUUCAGAGGCAAAAAUCCACUGAAGAGUUUCCGCUACACAAAGAAGAAGCGUGAAAAGAAGGCUGGAAAAUCCUAACAGCAAAAGAGCCUGACAGACAUCGGGAUGUUGAGGAAAUCUUGAUGUAACGCAUCAUCUGGACACUUUGAACUGUGACUGUCAUCCUGAACGAUACAGUCGAGAUUAUAAAGUCAGUCAGAAUCAGACAUGCAUGAGGAUUCUUGUCCCAAUGCAUGUAUGAAAUGAUUUUGAUGAAUACUGAACAUGUAAUAUUGUAUGUUUCAUUAAUACUAACACUGUACUUCAUAAAGUGUCUUGUGGUCUGAUUUUGUUCAUAAAGGUUCGGUGCAACAACAUGUUUACAGCUGAUUUAGACCACAAAAAUGCACAAAUAAUAACAUUCAAUUUUUUAAAAUUAUUAUA
Molecule: messenger RNA, 2053 nt
Organism: Labeo rohita (rohu)
Lineage: Eukaryota; Metazoa; Chordata; Actinopteri; Cypriniformes; Cyprinidae
Gene: ddx56
Product: DEAD (Asp-Glu-Ala-Asp) box helicase 56
Exons: 14
Coding region: 38-1708 (556 amino acids)
Cellular component (GO): nucleolus
Molecular function (GO): nucleic acid binding; RNA helicase activity; ATP binding
Source: RefSeq, a predicted model, not a curated record